Molecule: messenger RNA, 711 nt
Organism: Ostertagia ostertagi
Lineage: Eukaryota; Metazoa; Nematoda; Chromadorea; Rhabditida; Trichostrongylidae
Source: the annotation of a GenBank genome assembly
AUGACCAUAAAUUUGUCUCCGCCAUCGGAGCAAUUACCAGAGGAGGCAUUCGAGGAACCGAAACGAGACUGGCACAAGCGCUUCAGUGUUCCGCGGCGAAUGAGCGAACGGCGGAUAACAAUCCGACCGUAUGAGAGUUUCAGGUGCCCGCACAUCUCCGCGUCUCCUUCAAUAUUUUCCAUAUACGGCGAUGAUCCAGGACAUCUGAUCAGUGACAUUCAGAUCUGCGAGCAGCCUGUGGGUGCCCAAGCCGACGUAUUCAUCGCCUCACUAGGUGAAAGAAAUCGACGUACGUUGAAGAAAUUUCUCGAGAAUUCACCACGACAGGAAAAUCACUACUUCAUGUGGAUAAAGGAUCAAAAAUCUGAUAAGUUCACGGUGAUUUCAAUCAAAACGUUGGAAAAUCAUCUGAAAUCGUCACAACGAGUGCGUCGUGUGAAAUGGCGCCAUAUGUCGGCAGAUCGAAUGUCCGUCUAUCGAUACAGUUUGCCAGCGAUCACGUACCAAAAGUCUAAACACGCAUGCGAGUGCGUGAUGCGACGCAAGAAGAUGUGGCUGUUGGGCACAUGGCUCACGUUUAUUCUGCUAUUGUGCGUGAUCGUCGUUCUGGGUUCGUUAAGUCCCGAAGAACGAAUGCAUCCGUAUCUUCACUACAAUGCCACUGUGACACAAGUCACUCUACAAACACUGAGAAAUAUCAGUAUUGGUUGA